Trematomus bernacchii (emerald rockcod) is the source of this 2087-nucleotide messenger RNA. Its product is annotated as serine incorporator 1-like. The coding region runs from base 178 to 1434 and encodes 418 amino acids. Gene Ontology annotation, cellular component: membrane. The transcript has 11 exons. The record is from RefSeq and is a predicted model, not a curated record. NCBI's taxonomy places the organism in Eukaryota, Metazoa, Chordata, Actinopteri, Perciformes, Nototheniidae.
UUGACAGGACACAUUGAGGUGUUUUAAUUGUCCAUGUUGUGUCCUGGGCUGCUUCACAGUGGGUUUAGCUGCUUUGUGUUUAAUAUCCACCCUGGAGGGACAGAGGAGGAGUAACGGGAGGAAAACGUGGGAUUUACGGACUGUCCGCUCCUGUAACGGUACUGAAAGUGUUCAGACAUGGGAGCUGUUCUGGGAGCCUUCUCCCUGGCAAGCUGCCUGCCGUGCCUGUGCAGCAGCGCCACCUGUCUGCUGUGCAGCUGCUGUCCCAGCACCAGGAACUCCACGGUGACCCGGAUCAUCUACGCCUUCAUCCUGCUGCUGGGGACCAUCGUGGCCUGCAUCAUGCUGUCCCCGGGGGUCGAUCAGCAGCUGAAAAGGAUCCCUGGCUUCUGUGAAGACGGGGCCGGCUCCUCUAUCCCUGGCAUGCAGGCCGAUGUCAACUGUGAGAUGUUCGUGGGCUACAAGGCAGUGUACCGCAUCUGCUUCGGCAUGAGCAUGUGGUUCCUGGGGUUUUCCAUCCUGAUGAUUAACAUCAAGAACAGCAGAGACCCCCGUGCUGCCAUCCACAACGGAUUCUGGUUCUUUAAGUUUGCUGCCCUGGUGGCAGUUACAGUUGGCGCCUUUUAUAUUCCAGAUGGGCCUUUCACCUACACGUGGUUUGUGGUGGGCUCUGGGGGGGCUUUUUGCUUCAUCCUGAUCCAGCUGGUGCUGCUGGUGGACUUCGCCCACUCAUGGAACGAGUCAUGGGUGGAGAAGAUGGAGACCGGCAGUUCCAGGUGCUGGUACGCAGCGUUGCUGGUGGUCACUCUCAUCAACUACAUCAGGUCCUUUACUGCUGUGGUGCUGUUCUUCAUCUUCUACACAAAGCCUGAUGGAUGCUCCAUCAACAAGUUCUUCAUCAGCUUCAACAUGUUGUUCUGCCUGGUGGCCUCCUUCCUCUCUGUGCUGCCUAAAGUUCAGGAGUCGCAGACCCGUUCAGGUCUCCUGCAGUCCUCCAUCAUCACCCUGUACACCAUGUAUCUCACCUGGUCCGCCAUGACUAAUGAACCUGAUCGAGAGUGUAACCCCAGCCUGCUGAGCCUCUUCCAGCAGAUAGCAGUGCCCACCCUGGCCCCUCUGGAGAUGGAGAACCAGACGGCGGUGCUGAUCCUGGGCCCGGACACAGAGGAGCCCGUCCUUACGUCCCCCUACCUGCCGUGGUGGGAUGCCCAGAGCAUCGUGGGGCUCGCCAUCUUUGUCCUCUGCAUCCUUUACUCAAGAGACAGAUCGAUGAGAUCAAAGACCCGAAGCAGGAUCGGCAGAGGCUUCUGGAUGAGAUCCGCUCGCUGGAGAGCAACAACAAGGAUCUGGAGAGGACCGUCUCUGGAUACGAGACUAGCCAGAACAAGCUUCAGAAGGAGCUGGUUAAGGUCGGUCACAGCAACACUCAGCUGAAGCUCAGCGUCUCCGAGCUGAGGCUCAAAGUGAGGAAUGGAAACAAGGAGAUGCACAAGAUGGCGCAGAAGGUGGAGCAAAGUGACGUUGAAGGAGAAUUUUAUAGGGCUUUCUGUCGGCAGCGUGAGCAUAUGGAGAAAAUGGUCAACGGGCUCAAGACCAGACUGGCCAGAUCUGGUAGGCAGCAUGAUCAGGCCUAUGACAAGAUCCAGAAGGUAAGACAUGCAACAGAUUUAAAAUCUUGGAACAAUCCUAGUCUAUAGUUGUAUUCACAUGACUCGUCGCCCCCCCGCAGAAGAACGUUGGUCUGACCCUCAUAAUAAAUGAGCUGCUUAAAGGAGCUGCUUCUGAAGAAUGACUCCCAACUCCUCCACCGUGCAGAGAGUGCCAUCAUAGCAAUACUGGAUCAAUAAAACAAUUUGUAAUUGUUUCCAUUAUAACUCAUUAUUUCACAGUGGCACAGGAUCAUCUGCCAAUACAAGCACUUUGGUUCAUGUUCAAUCCAUAAUAACAUAUAAAAUUAUAGUUGGAUCUUUUUGUCUUGUUAUUAUUAGCAGAGAAAAUGUAACGUUUGUUCAACUAUAUACAACUAGAAAAUGCAUUUCCUGCAGAAAAUGCGUGCGAAUGCUGUAAACUGUGAACAUUUGUGGCUG